AUGGCGCUGCAGCGGGUCCUGCUACUGCUGCGGCUCCUGCUAUGCUGCUAUGGGGACGAGGAGGUCCUCCUGAACACUAAGCUGGUGACCUCUGACCUGCAGUGGUCAGUGUACCCCGGCUCUGACCCCCAGUGGGACGAGGUCAGCGUUCUGGACGAUGAACACAACACGGUGCGCACCUUCGAGAUCUGCACUCCCAACAGCGCCACCUACCACUGGCUGCGCACCAACUGGGUCCCACGCAAGACGGGGACCACCCUCUACGUGGAGAUCAGGUUCACCAUGAUGGAGUGCUCGUCUCUGAAUCAGCGUCAGUGCAAAGAGACCUUCACCGUCUUCUCGUAUGAGUCGGACUUGGCCACGCCCUCUCGCGGCCCCCUUGGCCCCUCCCCACCGGAGUCCUUCCAGAAGGUUGCCACGGUAGCGGCAGACUUCCUGUUGCGGCGUGGCGGGGAUGGUGCGCGGCGUUCCAACACGCGGCUGCUGCGAUUGGAUGGCGUGAAGAAGGCGGGGCUUUAUCUGGCCAUUCAGAGCCAAGGAACAUGCAUGGCCCUGCUGUCACUCAAAGUGUUCUACAGGAAGUGCCCGCCCCUAACCGUCGCCUUUGCCACGUUCCCUGAGACCGUCCCCCACUCGCUGGUGCAGCAGGCUGUGGGUGUCUGUGUGGAGAAUGCGGUCACACCCCCAGGAGAACACACUACACUUCCCAGCAUGCUGUGCGGGGAGGAUGGCCAGUGGGCGGGGCUCCCCUCCUCCUCCUGCUCCUGUCGCCCUGGAUACGAGGCUGACGGCGACGCCCGCUGCAGAGCGUGUCCCGCAGGUCACUUUAAACCUUCCUCUGGUUUGGGGACGUGUACUUCCUGUCCAGACUUCAGUGGGACCCAGGUGCCGGGCUCCGCCUACUGCCUUUGUCGCCAUGGAUACUUACGCGCCGACUCAGACUCGCCUAGCGCUGCCUGUUCGAAGCCUCCCUCGGCCCCUCGCUCGCCUGUGGCACAGCUGAACUCGUCCCUCUCCCUCUCUCUGGAGUGGGGUCCUCCUCUGGACUUCGGGGGGCGCUCUGACGUGUGGUACCGUGUGCUCUGUGAGCGUUGCCAUGAUGACGUGUGCUCGCCGUGUGAGGGCAGCGUUCUGAUUGGUCCGUCGACAACCGUCACUCAGACACGCGUCAUGGUGAUGGGACUCCGCCCACGAGCGCUCUACGUCUUCACCGUCCAAUCAUUGAAUGGCGUGUCCGCUCUCAGCCAAUCACAGCCCUCCGCCGUGCGAGUGAACGUCACCACCAACACCAAUGUCCCAGGUCUUGUGUCUGGACUUAGAAGGACUUCUGCCUCUGAGACCUCACUGACUCUGGAGUGGGCCCCCCCUAGUCUGAUUCAGAACCCAGACCAGACCAAGACCGCCUCACGAGUCCUGGAUUAUCAGCUGCGCUACUGCCCUAAGCAGGGCGAGGGCUCCAUGCAGUGGCAGUACGUGUCCUCCAGGGGGCACUCUGUGGUGCUGCUGGGUCUCAGGAGGUCCACUCAGUACCUGGUCCAAGUCCGGGCUCGAGCCGUGACCGGGUUUGGACCAUUCUGCGCUGAGACCAGUGUCAGCACUCUGCCUGAAGGUCAGUCUCACCUGGUGCUGAUUGCAGUGCUGGUUACUAUGGCAAUCCUUCUGCUUGUGGGCGGGGCUAUGGUGGCGGCGCUGUGCUACAGGAGGAGGACACAACGGCGGCCGACGCGGGACAAGAGCAGUUUCCAGAUGAACCAGAACAUGACUCUGUACAUCGACCCGUUCACUUACGAGGAUCCUGAGCUCGCCGUCCGACAGUUCACUCGAGAGAUUGACGCCUCCUGUGUGAAGAUCGAGGAGGUCAUUGGAGCAGGAGAGUUUGGUGAAGUGUGCCGCGGUCGCCUCCACGUUCCCGGCCGUCCUCAGAACUACGUUGCCAUCAAGACGCUGAAGGGCGGCUACACGGACAAGCAGAGGCGGGACUUCCUGUCAGAGGCGUCAAUCAUGGGCCAGUUCCAACAUCCCAACAUCAUCCACCUGGAAGGGGUCAUCACCUCCUCCUGUCCCGCCAUGAUCCUCACAGAGUACAUGGAGAACGGGGCCUUGGACAGCUUCUUGAGGGUGAAUGACGGUCAGUUUACUGGGAUCCAGCUCGUGGGGAUGCUCCGUGGAAUCGCAGCUGGGAUGAAGUAUUUGUCUGACAUGAGUUAUGUUCACCGAGACCUGGCAGCCCGGAACAUCCUGGUGAACGCCAACCUGGUCUGCAAGGUCUCGGACUUUGGUCUCAGUCGUUUCCUCACAGAGAACUCUUCAGACCCCACGUACACCAGCUCGUUAGGAGGAAAGAUCCCGAUCCGCUGGACCGCCCCUGAAGCCAUCGCAUACAGGAAGUUCACCUCGGCCAGUGAUGCCUGGAGCUACGGCAUCGUCAUGUGGGAAGUUAUGUCAUACGGGGAACGCCCAUAUUGGGACAUGAGCAACCAGGACGUCAUCAAUGCCAUUGAACAGGACUACCGCUUGCCCCCGCCCACUGACUGUCCCGCUGCUCUCCAUUGGCUGAUGCUCGACUGCUGGCAGAAGGAACGAGCCAAUCGGCCACGUUUCUGUGACGUGGUGUCUGGGCUGGAUAGGCUGAUCCGAAACCCCGCCUCCUUGAAGAACACAGACUCCGCCCACUCGUCGCAGCCGCUCUUGGACCAGCGGCCAAUUGCACGCCUCUCCUCCUGCUCCUCAGUCUCUGAUUGGCUCAGGGCCAUAAAGAUGGAGCGGUACGAACAGAGCUUCUUUCAGAACGGCCUGUGUACACUGGAGGAGGUGUCCGUCCUCACAACUGAAGAUCUCCUUCGGGCCGGAGUGACUCUCGCUGGACACCAGAAGAAGAUCCUCUCCUCCAUCCAGACGCUGCGCUCCUCCGACCAAUCACACGCUCCCACACUGCUCUACUGA
Messenger RNA from Knipowitschia caucasica, 2943 nucleotides. NCBI's taxonomy places the organism in Eukaryota, Metazoa, Chordata, Actinopteri, Gobiiformes, Gobiidae. The record is from the annotation of a GenBank genome assembly.